Molecule: messenger RNA, 202 nt
Organism: Laccaria bicolor S238N-H82
Lineage: Eukaryota; Fungi; Basidiomycota; Agaricomycetes; Agaricales; Hydnangiaceae
Exons: 1
Coding region: 1-192 (63 amino acids)
Source: RefSeq, a predicted model, not a curated record
AUGCUGCUUGUGCCUGACGAUUUGUACUCUUCCCGUCUGUUUUUAGUAUUUACGUCGGUGUCGCGACAUCGAGUUUCAGCUGGGAGUGCAGGAUUGCCAAGAUAUGGAAUAGGACUGGUCGGAAUUGGGACAUUUACAAACUACUAUAACAUACCUUCAAUGUUCGGUUCCUCCCAGAUUGUCGAGAGCUGAAGGAAUCAAA